GAAAAAAACAAGGAAGAAGAGAAAGGAGCUUUUUGGGCCUUGAAGUGCACCUCCUCCUCCCCCAUCUUCUCCCUUCUUCCUUCUUCCUUCUUCUCCAUCCUUGUUGCUCCAUAGAAAAACCAGAGACAGCUCCUCCUCGUCCUCGUCCUCCUCCUUCCUCCCGCAGAAACCAAGAAAGAAAGAGGAGGGGUGUUGAAAGAUCCAAUCUUUUGUGCCACCGCAGAGCAGUCGAUUCCCCUAUGAUCAUCAUCAUCAUCGUCAUCCUGUGGAGGUGAGGUGAGCAAGUUGUUUUAUUCCCUCUUCUCUCCUUUUGCAGAUCAGAUCAGAGGCUCUCUCCUUCUUCUUUAAGUUCAUGGUAGAGCAGGGAGCUUUCUCUAGCUCUGGUCAUGGAUUCUGGGAACAGUAGCGCGAGCUCGCAGUCCUCGGGCGGCGGCGACGACGAGCCGUACGCCUCCCGCGCCGACAUCUCCUCCCUCUUCAGCGCCGCCGCGUCCUCCGCCCACCACCACCAUCACCAGCAGCCGCCGUCGCUGCACCACCACCACCACCACCACCAGCUGAUGUUCGACCCGUCCUCCGUGCUGUCCAACUACUUCGACCCUUUGACCCGGUCGGCCCCGCCCGCGAGCCCGAGCCCGCUGCUGAACCUGGACGCCGCUUGGCCCAGGAGCCCGAGGCCCGACCCCGGCUGCGCCGAUCUCGGCGGCGUCCCGCCGCAGCAGCAGUCGCCUUUCCUGGGAUUCGGCAGAGGGCCGCCGCCCGGUGGCGGGGUGGCUCCGGUCCAGUUCCCUCUGGCGCAGGAGAGCCCGAAGUCGGUGCAAGGUCAGGCCGCGGCUCCGUCGGCCGCCGACAACGGCAACAACGCCGGGAGCGCCAACGCCCCUGUGCGGAAUCCGAAGAAGAGAUCGAGGGCGUCGAGGAGGGCGCCGACUACGGUGCUGACGACCGACACGACCAACUUCCGGGCCAUGGUACAGGAGUUCACCGGGAUCCCGGCGCCGCCGUUCGCGGCGUCGCCGUUCCAGAGGAGCCGUCUCGAUCUCUUCGGGACGGCGCUGCGAUCGGGCCACCUCGACGCAUCCUCGUCGCCGCCGCCACCGUAUCUCCUGAGGCCGUUUGCCCAGCGAUUCCAUCACCCUCCUCAGACCUCCUCGUCGACUCCGUCGUUUCUGGGUCCUUCGUCGAUGAUCGACGCCUUAGCUUCUUCUUCUCCGGCGGCGACAACUACUAACACCAACACCACCAGCAACGAAAACGUCACUUCUGGUAACAAUUCGGCGACGACCAACGCUGGCACUACUACUAAUGCAGCUCCUCCAUUGCCACUAGGCCUCUUGAAGCAUCCACAGAACCUGCUCAUCAACAUGAACGCUCAACACCCGAUUCUUGAUUUCGGGAACUCCCUCUUCCAAGCCUCUCUCAAGUAUCCUAACCUGCCCGGACCCUCCGCAAUGGACGGCGCAGCCACCGAUCAUCAUCCUCAUUCAAAUCUCCGAAUGGGGGCUUUGGAGGACUUUGGCUUGAGCCACACGGCAAGCAUUCGGCCGCCUUCGACCGAGAGAACCUUGACGGAGAACAACGACACGACUACAGCGGCGACGAACUGGAGCGACAGAGGAGUCGGGGAGGGCGGCGAUCACCAUCAGAGAUUACUGAGCUCUCUCGGUGGUGGCGGCGGAGGCGCCGGCAAUUACGGCAACGAUGAGGAUCAUCCUCGGAGACCGACGAACGGGAGGGUUUUCACCUACUCGGGCAACGACAACCCCUCGGCCCCGGACCGUUUCCACGGCGAUAGAGGCCCGGAGGCCGCGGCCAUCAACGCGAGGAGCGAAGGUAUGGUCGAGUCGUGGAUUUGCUCGUCGGAUUAAAGCUGAUUAUAGGAUUGAUAUAAUCACCAACACCAUUCUCUCUAAAGACAGUUUAAGAAAUCAAGAACAGGAGGUAGGGAAUUUUUACGCAUAUUACGAUGAACAGAUGAUCGAACCGAUGAUGGCAGAGGGACGUAGCUGAGGAAUGUGAUACAAUCCCCAUGCAUAAUGUUUCCCUCCCAAAAAAAAAGAAAAAAAAAUAUGAACAUCACACGAAUAUAGUUUUACUUCUUUUUUUCCUUCUGGGGUUUUCCUGUUCUUCUUUUCGCUUGUGAUUAUUAUCUGUAAAUGAUAGCAUCUUGGCUUGAAUCCAAUCUCAUUCUUCCUAUCU
This is a messenger RNA of Syzygium oleosum, 2199 nucleotides long. RefSeq lists its product as uncharacterized. The transcript is spliced from 2 exons. Bases 387 to 1868 code for a protein of 493 amino acids. The record is from RefSeq and is a predicted model, not a curated record. NCBI's taxonomy places the organism in Eukaryota, Viridiplantae, Streptophyta, Magnoliopsida, Myrtales, Myrtaceae.